ACAAAAUAACGGGCGGAUGGGGAGACCCCGUUCUAAAAAUAAACAAACAAAUAAUGUACAGAGCUCCUCGCCCUAUCACAGGGCCCCACUAUAGAAUCUGAUGGGAUUAAAUUAGUAUAUUCGGGGCUCUCAUCAGAAACAUAUUUUAGUACAUACGACAAAAUGUAUACUUUUCGAAUUGUAAUGACAAAAAUGCAAAUUAUUGCUGUCAUACACACUGUCACUUGAUCUCGUUUCCACCCUCUUCUUACUCUUACCACCAGCCUUCUAUCAUUCUGACUCUUAUUCUUUCUUUUGACGUCUAGUGUACAAAGCAGAUGAUUUCUGAGAGGUUUGGCCGUGGAUUACGGACCGUGGAUCUCGAAUUAGAGGCUCAGAUUGAUGUACUGCGGGACACCAAGCGCAAAUAUGAGAACAUCCUGCGGCUGGCAAGGGCGCUCACCAACCACUUCUACAGCAUGGUGCAGACGCAACGUGCGCUAGGGGACACCUUCUCUGACCUGAGCCAGAAAUCACCUGAAUUACAGGACGAGUUUGGAUACAAUGCUGAGACACAGAAACUGCUGUGUAAGAAUGGGGAAACCCUUCUCGGGGCCAUCAAUUUCUUUGUUUCCAGCAUAAACACACUGGUCAACAAAACAAUGGAGGACACGCUGAUGACUGUCAAACUCUAUGAGAAUGCAAGGCUGGAAUUUGAUGCCUACCGAGCAGACUUGGAGGAGUUAAAUAUGGGUCCUCGUGAUGCUGUCACCCUUUCCCGCAUUGACACAGCACAGCAGCAGUUUCAGAUACACAAGGAAAAGUAUGAGAGGCUGAGAAGUGACGUCACCGUCAAACUCAAGUUUCUGGAGGAGAAUAAGGUGAAGGUGAUGCACAAGCAACUGCUCCUGUUCCACAACGCAAUCUCAGCCUACUUUGCAGGGAACCAGCAGCAGCUUGAACUGACCCUCAAGCAAUUCAACGUCAAGCUAAAGCCCCCUGGUGCAGACAAACCAUCGUGGUUGGAGGAGCAAUGAGAUCUCAC
Molecule: messenger RNA, 1024 nt
Organism: Polyodon spathula (Mississippi paddlefish)
Lineage: Eukaryota; Metazoa; Chordata; Actinopteri; Acipenseriformes; Polyodontidae
Product: arfaptin-2-like
Exons: 4
Coding region: 318-1016 (232 amino acids)
Biological process (GO): intracellular protein transport; regulation of Arp2/3 complex-mediated actin nucleation
Cellular component (GO): trans-Golgi network membrane
Molecular function (GO): phospholipid binding; protein domain specific binding
Source: RefSeq, a predicted model, not a curated record